AUGAAACGGGAUUCUAAAGUCUCAUUCAUAGAUACCAACGCCGACGACUUUGGGCGGCACUCGGCUUGGGAUGAUGGAUCACGGCCGUCCAAAAGGGCUAGAGCGAGCAAACCUAAAGUCAAGUCAGGCUGCAUUACUUGCAAGGCUCGUCGUGUUAAAUGUGACGAAACGAAACCACAAUGUCUUCGAUGUCAAAAAUUCGGGCGAACAUGCGAUGGAUACGCUCACGAGAUUCGAUCACGAGGAAACAUGAUGCCAAUCCAACCUAGAAUUCCAACGGCGGAUAUUUAUACUCCAAGUGUUUCUCUUGCAGCAACAGAGCAGGAAGGCCGGUACUUCCAAUAUUUUUGUGAUCGAACAGCGUAUCAAUUGCCUGGUUUCUUCGAUCCCACCUUUUGGAAUCACAUUAUUCUUCGGGAGAGUCACAAUGUCACUCCAAUUCGGCAUGCAGUAAUCGCUAUUGCAGCUCUUAACAAAGCCAUUGAAGAAGCACCUGGACCACAUUUGAAAGUUAACGUCAUUCAAGAUAUAAACAAAAAACAUCUUGAAUUUGCCGUCAUACAACAUCUCAAGGCCAUUCAAGCUUUGAACCAGUACAUAUCUAGCUCUAAUGGUCCUCAGUUGAGAACAGCGCUUAUGGCGUGUUUACUUUUUGUUUGCUUUGAAACCAUUCAAGGAUGCUAUGCUUCGUCGGUGCAGCAGACUUACGGAGGCCUGAAGCUAUUAAGGAGUUAUUAUGCUGGAAAGCCUGGAUCGAAACCGUGGAUUCCGCGGCGGAUCUCAGCAGGGUCCAAAUCUAACCCCCAGACUGAUAAGGUUAUAGCCAAAGUUCACAGUCGGCCAGGUAUGGAUAGUUCCUCCAAAUCAGCAACUAUCUCAUCACAUAUCGAAGAGUAUCUGGAAACUGAAAAGCCGCCACUUCAAUCUGCACAUACCCCCACGAUAGAUAGAACACCUACACCACCACAAAGGGAUUACAGUCCACGACUCGAUGCCAUGACCAUUCCAUCACAUUACAGGUCAAGCUUAACAUCGGAACAGCAACGUUCUUUAUCAGGUACACCGGUUCAAGAUUAUCCGAGUGCGUACCAUACCCCUAGUGAAUAUGUAUCCCCAAGCGAACACCAAAAGCCCAAUAUUGCGAUGCCAAUUGCAAUCACUGGCAGAAGACCGUCAUCCAAUCAUUCUAUUUCCAGUAUCCGCACUCCAGAGUCACUUCAUACUCCCCCUUCCAUGGGUAAUACACCACCGCCUACUAUCUAUAGAUCUUCACAGUCCCCACCUGUGCUCACGAAUCCUCGAAAGCGACCUCUCCAAUCGAGAAGUCCUACUCCUCCCAUUUUAAACAACGACUAUACGCUGGAGGAGAAUAUCAUACAAGCGUUCGUCCGUCUGGAUGGACAAGGAUUAUUCUUCGGUAUGACACCGGGUAUUCCCCCCCUACUUUGGGACAUCCACUCUGCACAUCACAUUCCCAUUCCAAAAGUAUUCACAAGUUUUUCUGAGGCUCAGCACUGUUGGGACUUUUUAAUGGACAGAACACUUCAAUACUAUCGAAGAACGCUUUUCGACAGGAAAUUUGCUUCUGCGAAAAGUGAUACUCCCAGCGAAAUAGCACAGCAAUAUGCGGACUAUGUCACAGGGCUAGAUGACUUCGAGCAAGCCUUCCAACCUAUAUUACGAUUGUCUAUAUCCCCUGAAGGAAAGGUGCCUAACCAGGCUGCUAUUGUCCUUAUAACACAUCUCAAAGCCACAGCCAUAACACUAUCGGCUGUGACUUCUACCUCAGAAAUGGUUUAUGACUCUUUCCUGAAUGAAUUUCGAUACAUAGUUCGAGCUGCAGAAAAGCUCGUUACAGCAUGUGAGGCAAAUCCCUCGGCUAUCAAUUCAUCACGAUUUAGCCUCGAUAUCGGGAUUGUUCCGCCAUUGCAUGUAGUAGCGACCAAGUGUAGGGAACCAAACAUCAGAAGAAAAGCAAUCGAUCUGCUUUUCAGAAGUCCAAGACAGGAAGGAAUGUGGGAUGGUGUACUGAGCGCUAGGAUUGGCCGGUGGAUCAUGAGCUGCGAAGAAGAUGGAUUGGAUGUAUCUGGGAUACUCGAACAUCCCAACAAACAGCCAGACUACGGCAACCAGAGCUUCCAAAAUGGAGAAUCGGUACAAUUCUAUGAUGGCAUUCUAUCGCCAGGAUAUUGGAACAAUGGCGAAACUAUUAAGGAUGGAGACUUGAUCCAGGAAAACUUUGCACCCUAUUUAUCACACAGGCAGAGUCCAGUACCACGAAUUCCUCCGCCAUACACCCAAGCUCAUACACCACCCAUCAGAGAACACUUUCCAAUGCCUCGACAAGAAAGGGUCUGGAUGGUGCCAGAAGAUAAGCGCUUCCAAUUAGUAGUUGUGGAUUUCCAUAUGCCAGAUCGUUAUAUUAUGGUCAAGUGUAAGAGAUCCUUACAGAACAAAGAUGGUACAAGAGAGGAAAGAGAAUCUAUAAUUGCUUGGUGA
Botrytis byssoidea is the source of this 2499-nucleotide messenger RNA. RefSeq lists its product as uncharacterized. Bases 1 to 2499 code for a protein of 832 amino acids. The transcript is spliced from 4 exons. Gene Ontology annotation, molecular function: DNA-binding transcription factor activity, RNA polymerase II-specific; zinc ion binding. Gene Ontology annotation, biological process: regulation of DNA-templated transcription. The record is from RefSeq and is a predicted model, not a curated record. NCBI's taxonomy places the organism in Eukaryota, Fungi, Ascomycota, Leotiomycetes, Helotiales, Sclerotiniaceae.